AUGACGCCGAAGAAGCGCAAAGACGAAGAGGCGCCUAGCGACUAUGUACCGCGUGAGAAGAUGGUGAAGAUCGCGCCCACUCCAAGUUUCUGGGACGCCGAUUUCCCAUCCGAUGGCGAAACGCCUGUCACGGCCAGCGGGCAUGUGAGCCGUAGACGGAUGACCGGCAUGAUGGAAGGAAGGAUUCGCCACGCCCCAGUGCCAACAGAGACAAUUCGGAGUGCAGUGCAAGCUCCUGAACAGGGUGGUAACAAUCUCCAGCGCCGAAUUGCUGCCAUGGGCCCACCGAUCAGGUCAAAUCAAGACCGCGCGGUGACGCCACCGAGUGGACAAGAACGUGCCAAUGGGCCAUGCGCGCAGACUCCCGAAACCCCUUAUCCGGUGGAACGAAGGCCCAACUACCAGGUCAAUUCAAACAGAGCUGGAAGAGGCCGAGGGGGACCCACUAUGGGUAUGGACAGGCAAGCAUUUCAGUUGCGACAAGGGAGACAUCCAUCUUCGGAUAUGCUCAUGCCGCCGCCGCCGUCUAGUAUGCAGCGCUCGAGUGUUCUACGUCGUGGAGACGCACAACACGUCGGUGCGGCUGAAGAGGAAGACGGGAGUGCGCAUCGAAAUAGCGAUGUAGUGCCCGCUGGACUUGAGGAGGCAGAGGAAGAGGAAGACGGAAAUGCGCAUCGAAAUCACGAUGUAGUGCCCGUUGAACUCAGUGGUGAAGAAUCCCAGUCACCUGGCGUUCGUCCAUCAAGUAGGGUUGGGCGGCCGUCUUCUCAGGAAGAGAACCUGCCACCACAGCCAACCUCACCGUUGCCUGUGGUAGUUCAGGGGAUUGAUGAAGCUAGGCCACAAGAAUCUCUUGUCGUCGGCUUGGAUUCAGAAACCGUGGAGGUAUUGGAGAAGCGUCUGGCCCAAGUUCUGGGACAAGUGAAGGACUUGCGCGCCGAGGCGUCUGCGGAUCUCCGCGUGAUGUUUCGGAAGGGAGUGCAGUUGGCGAAUACCGAUCUAUCAGGGAUCGACCCUGCUAUUUUGGGAGAGGUAUGGGAAGACCUCGAGGCAGAGGACGCUGUAGGCAUGGUGGAGACGGACGAUCCAGAUAUCGCCGCGCUCUUUGACGAAGAGGAAGAGCCGAAAGAGUGA
Messenger RNA from Alternaria ventricosa, 1134 nucleotides. RefSeq lists its product as uncharacterized. Lineage: Eukaryota; Fungi; Ascomycota; Dothideomycetes; Pleosporales; Pleosporaceae. The coding region runs from base 1 to 1134 and encodes 377 amino acids. The record is from RefSeq and is a predicted model, not a curated record. The transcript has a single exon.